CUGGACGUCAUCUACUUUACUCAUCGAUUUGCAACAAAAUCUAGUAAAUAAAACAUGUUUUUACAAAUCACCACUCUUUAAACCUAAUUUUUUAGGUAAUAACAUUAAAUAUGGAUGAAGGAAAUUCUAUCAUAUACGGUCUAGAACACCAGACACGAGCGCUAUCGCCGCAGUAUGGAGAAAACGAUGCGAUUCGUUUCCUCAUCGGAACUCAGAGUCUAAAGCCGGGGACGAACCAAGUACACGUCGUCGAGCUAGAAGAGGACACGGGCGCAUUGCACACUAAGGUGUUCAAACAUGAGAUCGGAGAGAUCUGGCAACUGCGCUGCUCUCCUCAUGAUGCAGCCACAUUGCUGACCGUGCACAAUGCAUAUGACCCAGUGGCUGCUCAGUGUGCUAUGGGAGUCUCUGUCUACAAACUGCCUACAGUUGAGGUUAUACCAAAGGACUUGGAUGACCUCAGCGCUCUGCAGAGCAGGAAUGCUGAAGAUUUGGUGCAUUUGCAGACCAUUACACCAGAGAAACCAGAAGAAGAAGUCCGCUGCGCCGAAUGGCACUCCACAGACGCUAACCGUAUCGGAGUAGUAUACGAGUCCCACAUGUGCGUACGAGACUUAACAGCAGACUCCAUAGUCGCGCGAGCGGCGCCCGACGCCCGCGCGAGGCCCAAGCUUACAGGCGGCAAGUGGAACCCUCACCAACACGCUCAGUUCGCGCUGCUACAAGACACACAUAUAAAAUGCUUCGAUACUCGCGCCGACGGCGGCAAGCCUGCUUGGAGCAUAGAAAACGCACACAGGCAACUCACUAGAGAUCUGGAUUUCAACCCUAACAGACAAUUCCACGUAGCCAGCGCUGGGGACGACGGCGCUCUCAACAUCUGGGACUACAGGAGCGGAAAGGAGCCCAUAUUUAGCCGCCAGGACCACUCUCACUGGGUAUGGACGGUGCGCUACAAUUCGUACCACGAGCAACUGCUUCUCACGGGCAGUUCGGACGCGCGAGCGCUCCUCACAGCCGCGGCCAGUGUGUGUCGCGACCCUACCGAUACUGACAAGCCUACAUUGGAAGACGGCGUCCUCCAAUCGUACGAGCAGCACGAAGACUCCGUGUACUGCUGCGAGUGGAGCUCCGCGGAGCCCUGGACCUUCGCCAGCCUGAGCUGCGACGCGCGCCUGGUGCUGAGCAGGGUGCCCAGACAUUUCAAAUAUAAAUUAUUGUUGUAAUACUUAUUAACAAAAUAAAUGUAUGUUUAUAUUGAAA
This is a messenger RNA of Leguminivora glycinivorella, 1263 nucleotides long. Its product is annotated as EARP and GARP complex-interacting protein 1. The record is from RefSeq and is a predicted model, not a curated record. The coding region runs from base 111 to 1226 and encodes 371 amino acids. Lineage: Eukaryota; Metazoa; Arthropoda; Insecta; Lepidoptera; Tortricidae. Gene Ontology annotation, molecular function: protein binding. The transcript has 9 exons. Gene Ontology annotation, biological process: protein ubiquitination.